Messenger RNA from Rodentolepis nana, 672 nucleotides. NCBI's taxonomy places the organism in Eukaryota, Metazoa, Platyhelminthes, Cestoda, Cyclophyllidea, Hymenolepididae. The record is from the annotation of a GenBank genome assembly.
AUGAAAUCAAAGUUUAGUGAAAUGUAUUUCUACCUUCAAAAUCUUGGAAUCGACACUCAUGAAGAGAGUUCUAAGAGCGAAAGUCCUGUUCAAGGUGCCUAUAUGAGCAAAAAGAGCCAAUUUAAUCCAACUCGUCAAAUUAAGAAGAAAAGCUUGAAGCAAUCGCACAAGGAGAUUUCCAGCUCCAAAGAAUGGUCAAAAUCUACAGCUUGUUUGACCCAAGAGGCUCGAUCUGAUCCAAUGUACUCUCAAGGCGUAUACGCCAGUCAUCCAAAUGAGUUAGACAUCAUUUUCAACGAAAAAUCAAAGUUCAGUCGUCGUUUCAGCAAACAGGGAAAGACUGGUGAUGCUGCUGGAACUGUCAAGCGUAGCUUCUCCCUUUCGCGUUUCUUCCGUCGAUGCUCCAAAUCACGUGAUCUUCUGGAUGAACACACCGAAGAUGUUAAUGCCUAUCUACCUGAACCCCCCAAUUUGGGUCGUAUAUACCUCACUUCAUCCAUCAAUUUUGACAGCGGAUCGUGGAACUCACUCUUAGAAGAUCAACCCCGUCAGUUGACUGGACUUCACCCACCUCCAAAACAAUCAUCAAACAGAAGUCUCGCUUCUAAAGCAGAGCAGGCUCUAAACACUGACACUUUGAGACCCAAAUCAGAGCAAGUUAAUAAUGAGUAA